AGCGCGUCGUCACUCCGACUUUGUUCAGCCAUCCGAAACUUCCUUUCCUACGCUUAGAACUUGACGUUCGAUUUUCCUGUCCCCAGAAACAUGUCUGAUCAAAAAGUUGUUUUGCUUACCGGUGCCUCGAGAGGUAUUGGCCUGUGUGCUGCUGCCGCUUUGGUAAAGCAGGCUCGCGUUGUCACUGUGAGCAGAACCAUGACUCACGAGCUUGAAGACCUUUUAAAGGCAAAUAGCGACAAAAUGGAGCAUGUCCAAGGCGACGUCUGUACCUGUGCAAAGGAAGCCGUUCAACGUGCACUGGAUCGCUUUGGCCGUCUUGAUUCUGUGAUCCUGAAUGCUGGUGUCGUCGAACCCAUUGCGAAUAUUGCCGAAGCUGACAUGCAAGAAUGGCGUAAAUUGUUUGACGUUAACUUUUUUAGCGUUGUGGAAAUGGUGAAGGAAGCACUUCCUUAUGUUCGUAAGCAAAAGGGAAGUAUAGUCAUUGUCUCUUCCGGAGCCGCUGUUCACAUUCUCCCUGCUUGGGCUGCUUACUGCUGUUCAAAGGCUGCCAUCAAUAUGUUGGUUCAAAACCUUGGCAGUGAGGAACCGGAUGUGAUGAGUGUGGCUCUUCGACCUGGUGCCGUAGAUACUAGCAUGCAAGAUUUAAUUCGUGAGGAGCGGAACAAGAAUGCUAUGGGCGACAUGCACGACUUUUUCAAAAAUCUCAAGGCCACCGGUAAGCUCGUGAACCCCGAAGACAUUGGCAAAGCUCUUACCAUUCUUUCUCUGCAGCCCACCACCAAACUCUCCGGUCAAUUUGUUGACUGGAAGACGAUUGUUCAUCCAAGCAACGAGUAAUCAUAACGAGCGAGCACGAUACGCCCGAAGAAUAGUAAAUGAAAGAGUAUGAUAAAAAGAAAGGUGUAGGGUCUGGAGGGAGGAAAAGGAGCAAUUGGGCUUGGGGCAAAAAUCUUUUAGACGUGUUCGAAUCCGAAUUAAGUAAGGGCAUCAAAACUGAACAUCUUUCCCUGUUCCUAUCCCAUCAAUUCGUCAUCCGGGUCACGUACAACGAAGUUUUCAUCAUCCGCCGUUUGUACGUACUCAGAUUGUUUGGAUCCAGUAGCAUCCUUUGAUUUGUGUUGCGCUUCAUCUUCCAAUAAAUCAGCAAAGAGGUCUUCGUCUCUGUGAGGAUUCGAGUACUCUUCGAUCCAGUGCCGACGAUGAAUCUUCAUCAUACGCCGUUUACCAAGAGACUGCAGGCCGAUGAUUGUGUCGUCAAACUUUGCUUUUGGAAACAUCUCGUGUGCCCACAAUUGGUAGAAAGCCAACAACCGUUUCAUGUCCUGUGCUUCAUGAUUCUUUCCCUUGAAACGUAGUGAAGGAGCAGUUUUACGUAGCCGCGGUAUACCGUUUUCGGACAGCAGACUAAAAAAAGGAAUAGGUUAGUAAGUGAAUUGAGUCAAAAUCUCAACAACGCAUAAAUAUAACGUGUCGUCGUGUCGUCGUGCCGUACUAGUCUUCAUCGAGCUUAAUUCUCGGUUUUCGUUCCUUCUUAAUGACGACUUCUUCAUCUAAACCUAAGUCAAACUUUUCCUCUUCGGGUUUUUUUCCAUCUGUUGAAGGAACGUCGGGAAUGUUCGUCAAUUCACUAAGAGCAGAUCCUCCAUAAGGUUCUUUUGCCUGUUUUUCGGACAUAGAACCGUAUUUUCAGCUACAAAGAGUUUGGGAAAGGGCAAGUUGUGUUGUGUUGGCGAAACAUA
Messenger RNA from Schizosaccharomyces japonicus yFS275, 1742 nucleotides. RefSeq lists its product as hypothetical. The transcript has a single exon. The record is from RefSeq and is a predicted model, not a curated record. The coding region runs from base 91 to 840 and encodes 249 amino acids. Lineage: Eukaryota; Fungi; Ascomycota; Schizosaccharomycetes; Schizosaccharomycetales; Schizosaccharomycetaceae. Gene Ontology annotation, molecular function: oxidoreductase activity, acting on the CH-OH group of donors, NAD or NADP as acceptor.